Messenger RNA from Amoebophrya sp. A120, 152 nucleotides. Lineage: Eukaryota; Dinophyceae; Syndiniales; Amoebophryaceae. The record is from the annotation of a GenBank genome assembly.
UACUAUGGUGAGCUUCGGAUUCGGUUAUAUGUACAACUAGUCGGUAUCAUUUCAGUUGUCGUGCGCGCGGUGCCAUCAUAUUUGACAAUCUAUGAAAAUAAGCUAUACCUAAAGCAAAUACUAGGCAAAUUAAUAUAACUCCCAGGCCGCUG